This is a messenger RNA of Caretta caretta (loggerhead turtle), 1106 nucleotides long. It is a transcript of the gene SRA1, whose product is annotated as steroid receptor RNA activator 1. The record is from RefSeq and is a predicted model, not a curated record. Gene Ontology annotation, cellular component: nucleus. Gene Ontology annotation, biological process: regulation of transcription by RNA polymerase II. NCBI's taxonomy places the organism in Eukaryota, Metazoa, Chordata, Testudines, Cheloniidae.
CGGGGACGUUCCGUGACCCUGGCCUGAGGGAGGGGAAGUCCUGGGCCCUCCUGUCUGAGGCGGGGGAGCCCUGGCUCCUCCUCUUGUCAUGGGGCCUGGAGGAAGCCCCGGCCCCCCCCAUUCCUGUCCUGGGCUGGGGGCGGGAGGAGGGGAAGCCCCGGCCCCCCCCUUCUGUCUUGGAAACAAGGAGCGCGGCUGGAACGAUCCCCCUCAGUUUUCCUAUGGGCUGCAGCUCCAGUGUAGUGGCCCGAAGCGCACUCCCCUCGCACACAGGGUCCCUGGCCUGGCCCAUGGAGCCCCCCAAGCCCCUACUCCAGUGAAUUCUGCUCCUGCAGUGCUGCCAGUAGCCUUACCCUCAAAACCCGUGGGGCCGCCCCCUCUUGCUGUGGUCAGCCCUGCUCUGAGGCCGGACACCGUGAAGCAGGUUGCGAGCCUGGCUAAGGAGGAGUGCGAGGUGAAUGUAGAGGAUGUUCUAGCCCCUCUGAAUGAGACUCUGAGCAUGUGCAGGAAUGCCGUGCAGAAACAGGUUUGUGAUGACAUCAGCAGACGCCUCGCUGUGUUUCGGGAGCUGUGGCUCCAGGGAAAGCUGUCUGCCCCUGUGAGGAAGAGGAUGAAUAUCCUGGUUCAGGAGCUCCAGCGGCGGCACUGGGAUGUGGCUGAUGAAAUCCAUCGCUCGCUCAUGGUGGACCAUGUCAAUGAAGUCAGUCAAUGGCUGGUGGGAAUCAAACGGUUAAUUGCUGAGGCAAGGAACUUGCCUCCUAGAGACUUGGUUGCAAAUGAUGAGCAGGGAGCUGGAGCUCAGCCAGCCAAAGAGGCCCUGUGAGCCAUGGCAAAGCUGGGGGGAACUGAACUGCCUCCAGGCCCCACUGUGUCCCCCAGAGGUGAUGGAGCUCUUGGCCACUAGGAGCAUUUCUCAUCGCUGUAGCGGGAAAACAGCGAGACUCCUCCAUCCCUGAGGGGUUUCUGGCUUCUCCCGUGUCUCCCUGUCCUGCCUCUGCGUGAUCCUGAUUCAGGAUUGGCUCCGCACCAAGGAGAGGCUUUCUUACCACCAAUCGAUCUCGGGGCAACUUGCUGCAUGAUACUGAAUUAAAAUUACUGUUCCAGUG